CAACACUAGCUGAAUAGCCGGAGAAAAACGUCGUCGUUUAAUCUGAAGAAAUCACCGGAGAGAAAACCAAUCUCCGUCGGUGCAGAAUCAGAGAUUGGCAAGAGCCGAGAAGCACUCGCAGACUUACUUUCUGGAAACAGCUCUCAGCAAAAAAAAAUGGCGAUUUCUCAAUUUCUCCUAUUCUUUCUGUUUCCCGCCUUUUCUUCGUCUCUCCUCUUCUCUCUCUCCCAAGCUUCCGUAACUUCUGAGAACGAUUGCUUCCGAAAAUUACAGGAACUCAAGCUCAAGAUCGCUCAUUUAGAGUUGAAAUUUGAUGAAACAAUCCGAAAUCUGAAUGAGAAAGAGCUUCAGAUCGAAGAGCAAGAGAAGCUGAUUCAGCAGAUGUCGAAUGAGAUCCAUCUUUUGCAAUCUUCUGUUUUGAGUCUAAAGAGAGAUUCAUCUGGUGCUAAUGAAAGGCUUAAUGCAUUGGAAGAAGAGGUACGACUCCUCUGGGCUGCUGCAAGGAAGAACAACUUUGAUAUUCAUGUUCUAAAGUCUAAAGCACAGGAUGCUGAGGACAAAUUGGAAACGGUUGCCUCUCAAGCUGAGAAGAUGGCUGACAUUGUCACCGAACAUUGGAUUCAAAUUCAACGGCUUGAGCAGGCUCUUCAUAUUACACAAAUGAGGGCUUUUAGAGCACGAAGGAAAAUAAUGUAUUCGAGAUGCUCGUUUUUGAAGCUCAUCGACAGACUAUUUGGUGAUCAUCCUCAAAAGGUGCUUGGCGUACUGGACUCCUUUACACUUCAGCUUAAAAGAGUCUUUGCAGUGGCUACAGAAUAUCAUCAUGAGUUACAACGUUUCAUCAAACGAGAAAUGGAGAAAAACGAAUUUACUGCACCUUUUGCCCACUGGGAAUUGGUAUUUUUCAUGGCUUCUGCUUUAAUUACUUUCCCAGUAAUCAGUGCUUGGAUAUUGCUCUCGUCACAAUUACGCUAGUUUGGAUUGUUUAAGUAUGAAAAGAGAGAUUCUUCUGCGGUUGAUGAUAGUUAUACUGGCUGAGAAUGACCUUGACCACUAUGAUAGUAAUUAUACUCGGACUUUGACAUUGUAUAUUUCUGCUGCAAAUGCGCAACAUGCGAUCCUAGAAGCUUUACUACUCUGAGUCAAAUAUCAAAUUUUCAUGUGUAACAGAUUAAAAAAUUGUAGCAUUCAUGAAUAUCACUAAUUUUUUCCCUGAUGUUUUGACUUUUGAGCUUGAAACAAUUGUGGCAGUU
Morus notabilis is the source of this 1253-nucleotide messenger RNA. RefSeq lists its product as uncharacterized. The record is from RefSeq and is a predicted model, not a curated record. The coding region runs from base 157 to 975 and encodes 272 amino acids. Lineage: Eukaryota; Viridiplantae; Streptophyta; Magnoliopsida; Rosales; Moraceae. The transcript is spliced from 9 exons.